Messenger RNA from Lichtheimia ornata, 1848 nucleotides. RefSeq lists its product as uncharacterized. Lineage: Eukaryota; Fungi; Mucoromycota; Mucoromycetes; Mucorales; Lichtheimiaceae. The record is from RefSeq and is a predicted model, not a curated record. Bases 1 to 1848 code for a protein of 615 amino acids. Gene Ontology annotation, biological process: carbohydrate metabolic process. The transcript is spliced from 12 exons. Gene Ontology annotation, molecular function: hydrolase activity, hydrolyzing O-glycosyl compounds.
AUGGAUUCUAAAUCAAAGCUGGCAGCGACUCCUCCUAUGGGUUGGAAUACCUGGAACAAGUAUGGCUGCAACAUUAACGAGGAUUUGAUCAGAGAGACAGCUGAUAUCAUGGUGGAUCAUGGUUAUCUUGCAGCCGGUUAUGAAUACCUCAACCUUGAUGAUUGUUGGCAAUCCAAUGAACGUGAUGAAAACGGCACCAUCAUUGUCGACUCUGAAGCAUUUCCUAGUGGUAUCAAGCCUCUUGCAGAUUACGUGCAUUCACGAGGUCUUAAAUUCGGCAUCUAUAGCAGUGCAGGCCGAGAAACAUGUGCAGGAAGAAUGGCAUCAUUAGGAUACGAAACGCAAGAUGCUGCUACAUACGCUGAGUGGGGUGUCGACUAUCUCAAGUAUGACAAUUGCAAUUGGGGUGAAAACGAUGGCCCUGCCCAUGUGCGUUUUCAAACGAUGAAGGAUGCCAUUGACAAGACCGGCCGAGACAUGUUUUAUUCUAUAUGCUCAUGGGGAGCUGAAAACACCUGGGAUUGGGCAUCACAGAUGGGACAAAGCUUUCGCACACAUGAUGAUAUCUACAAUGACUGGAGCUCCAUUGUGCAAAUCAUGGCCGUUCAUUCCAAAUUGAUUGAUUUCGGUGGUCCCGGUCAUUGGGCUGAUCCAGAUAUGUUGGAGAUCGGAAAUGGGCGUCUCAACUACUAUGAAUCAAAGGCACAAAUGUCACUGUGGGCCGCUAUUAAAGCACCUCUCAUUCUUGGCAACACCUUGGCAGAGAUGCCCAAGGAAUUGUACGACAUUGCCACCAACCCAGAGAUCAUUGCUGUCAAUCAAGAUCCACUAGGCAUUCCUGCACGUCGCAUUCAUGGCUCGGGUGCCUACACUGAUAUUUGGGCUGGCCCAUUAGCGAAUGAUAGUCUCGUGGUCGUCAUGGUGAAUUGGGACGACGUACCUGGUGGCAUGGCAACCGAUGUAUCGAAGCCUUGGUCUAUUGGAUAUCAAGGACCCAACGUAACUGCAACUGAACUUUGGAGCGGCCAAGUGACCAAUGGCACCUCGAUUGAUGUUUUCCUUGCUGCACAUGAAGCAAAAGUAUUCAAAUUCACUGGUGGGACCUUUAAUCAUAGCAAGCUGCCAAUGGAACAAUGGUCUAUUAUUGCCAAUACCGACGAAGAAGUAUACCCAGCAGCAUCAUUAAGCAACAACGUUCAUGGUUUGGCACGUCGACGUGGGCUAAAAAAAGCGAUUGGUGAUGCCUAUGUUAUUGCUCUUGGCAAUGUAAAUCCACCUGAAACGGGUGCUCUCACUUUCCAUCAAGUUAAAGGUCGCGGUGUUUAUGCCAUGGGAAUCACUUAUCGAGAUUGCUUUAGCUGGGAUCCUUGCGGGAACAAGUUUACGCGUCGAUGGAAGCUACGAGUCACUGUGAACGACGGCGAACCAACCUGGAUUUCGCUUAGGUCAUCACAUCACUGGUUAGGUCAACAACGCAACCGUUACACCAUGGGUAUCGUGCUGACAGAAGGUGAAAACAAUGAUAUCCAUUUCGAUAACCCCGAUGGUUUAGCACCAAGCAUUGAAGGUAUCACUCUCCGACGAUUAAGAGAUCUUCCUGAAGUUGUCGUUGCUGGAAAUGGUGAUGACCAUCCUACUGCUUUUAUUCUUCCACCCAUGGAAUCGGGUGAUCCUCUCGCCUCUCAAGGUGCCUUGCCUGAGCUCGGUCGUGUUAUUGUUGAUUACACAUGGGAAUGGGUCAUCUUUGCAUUAAUCAUCAUCUUUGGUGUUUGGCUUUUCAGGAUCAUCCGUGAUCGACGAAGAAAACAACGAAAAGAGCUAGAAUACAUAUUGCUUGCAACAUCAUAG